AUGCGCACGGGCCGCGCAUCCUCCGGCAGCAGUGUGAUGGACCAAAAAACAGAACAACAGCGACGAAUAGCUGCACGUGCAGCCCAAGCCAUGGCUCAAGUCAUUCAACGAAGACGCAAAUCUCGGUUGUUAUUCGUGUGGGGAGACCGGAGAAAGGUGACGAUUCAGCGUUAUCCCGAUGGAACGCAGGAGAUCCUUAUUCCUCAGAAUUUGACGGCCGAGCAAGAACAUUACGAAUUUCCACCACGAUCCAGGUUUUUAAAGAAACUCGCCGUAUCCACUGCCGAACGACGACGAUAUUCCACCCAACCACCCUCCUCCUCGGAUCCGCACGUAUCAGCCACGCCCACCGCCAUGCAUUCCACUGUCGCGCCUCCUGUGCCAGACCAAGUAGCUAUGGCUGAAUGGUUCUCCAGUCAUAAAUUACGCGAAGAUCAACAACGCCAAAAGAAAGAUCAAGCCGUCAUUGAUUGGAUGACAGACGUCGAACGAUCCACCCCCUUGAAACCGGAACCGUCACCAUGCCUAUCUUCUCAACCCUCCGAACCCAACCCACCGACCAUCACCGUCCCUCCCUUGCCGAAAUCGGCUUCGCUCUCGCCUUCACUUCAUUCUCCCCUCGCUGAUCUGCAUUUUGAAAGCGAGAUUGGUCGUCGAUCGAUUCUGAAUUCCCAGCGACCGGUUUCAUGCUUGCUCGUUCCCCCUUUAGAUAAUUCGCCGGCCAUCCACUACGUUCCGCGGAGUCUACUGCACCGUAACAAACGGGCCAAAAACACAUUCACCACCCAGGACUCGACCGCCGAUAAUCAUACAUUGGAGCAACAAGUCGCCAACCAUAUCCAGGAUAUGUGGCGUCAGGAUGUCAAACAUACCAAGGUCUCGGACCGGCCUCCUCCCAUCUCAGGCAUGGUCCAACUCGUCGAUAUGUUUCACACUACUUUGAAACACCAACAACAAAAAGCCCAAGAACGCAUGCAAAAACUCGAAAUCUUGCUCAACGAGGAACGGAAACGGCGUGAAAAAGCAGAAAAAGAACAUCAACUGGUUGUGAAACGAUUUGAGACGCUAUGCAAGACCAUUGAACGUCAUGACACGUACGAACAUUUGAUGCAUCGGGUCAUGACACUCGAAGAAUCCAUCGUCAAUGAAUCAUCGCGCCGUCAGGAUCUUACGGGAAGCGUAAAAAAAGCGGUGGAAAUGAUGAAUCUCUUGCAACGGUCGGUGGAAAAGCAAGCGCACGAGAGCCAAAAAUCACAAAAGACGCUGCAACAGCAAUUGGAUCAAACCUUGGCGGAGAUCCAACAUCUGAAAAAGGGACAAAGGCCUUCGUCUCAGGAGGGAUUACCGAAACAAGCAAUCCCGUCGCAUCAACGACGUUUGACAAAUCCCACUGUGACAGUGCCCCCAAGGCCAAGUAUGAUGCGUAAAACCACACCUAAAACCACUACCAAUGUCACUUCCACCACCACCGUCAAAACAACCACGCGUCAAACCACUUCCAAGCGGCCCACUAAACGUCCUGUCUUCAAGGGCUGA
Molecule: messenger RNA, 1536 nt
Organism: Radiomyces spectabilis
Lineage: Eukaryota; Fungi; Mucoromycota; Mucoromycetes; Mucorales; Radiomycetaceae
Exons: 3
Coding region: 1-1536 (511 amino acids)
Source: RefSeq, a predicted model, not a curated record